UUGCAGUAAACUCCCAGAAAAAUACACAGGAAAAACAAUACCAGGGAGUUCAUAGUUUUUGAAGAGCAAAAAACAUGUGUUAAUGCUUCAGUUUUUUCUCGAGGGCUUUUUGUUUGGUUGGUUGUUUUUGUAGGUGUCUACAGUUGUUGUGAAGUUUUCUGUGAAAGAUAUUAUCCACACGAGAUUGUACUCGAUAUCAUGGGGGAAAGGAGUAGGUCCCACAGUAAUCACUUCAUGGAUUUGGGAGCAGAUCAGCCGAGUCAAGCAUAUAUUUAUCCAGAGCCUUGUAUGAUGUAUGGGAGCUUUACAGCUUUUCCACAUCCAAAUGUCCACUCUAUUGUACCAGCUCCAGGAAACAUUGGUAAUUUCUAUGUGCCCCAUCUACCAGGCCAUCUAGAGGGUGCUUUAAUUUAUGGGAUGCCACCGGCCAAUGGGACUCAACAGUGGCAUCAUCUCACCAGUGUUGGCGCAGCAUUUGCACCACCAUCAAAUUACUUUUACCCUUAUGUGGCUGCUCCAUCUUCAUCUACAGCUUUUCCAUUUCCAGUAAAUCAUGGGUUACGUGAUGGGGUUCCAGUCUCAGGCACUCAGGGCAGUGUUGGAAAUAACGCAAAUAAUUUAGAUAGGAAUGAUCCUCGUAUGGACAGUACCAGAGGGUCAGCUAAGCAAAAGAGUGUUGAACGCAACUCUGGAAAUCUUCAUCAUUCUGAUGUGGCUGGGCCUAGUACUUCCGCUGCCUCCGUCAUAACAACAGCUCAUGAAUCAGGUGCUUCUUCCAGUGAUGUAUCACGCGAGCAUGGAGGGAGCGACUCAGAAACACUGCUUGAAAAUGCAGCUCCAUCUGCAUCUACAGAUUUGCCAUUUCCAGUAGAUCAUGGGUUACGUGAUGGGCUUCCAGUCUCAGGCACUACAGAGGAUUCUGUAUCACGUGAGGAUGGAGGUAACUAUGUAGGUCAAUCCUAUCAGUUUCCAGGCAAUCCAUGGUUAAACAUGCCUUUCCAUAGCAGCAGCAGUGUGGCUCAACCUUGGGCCUGGAGCCAGGCUGCUCCUUUACCCUAUCUGCCCGGUGGUGCCGGAGGCUAUGUACUAGGUGCUGGAAACAUGGGUAUGCAAGGUUAUCAAGUACCUUCCAGCAAUGGGGGUUUGACUAGUUUUAUGUAUCCACCCAUUCCUCAAGGACCACCGCAGUACCAUGCUCAUCUGCCACCUAAUAUGCAAAGUAUGGUAGGCCACACAAUGAGCUCCCCUCCUCAGAUGACAGCAUCUCCAGGCAGACAACUACAACUUAGUUCGUCCAAUAUGGGACCCUUGCUGCCGUCUGGCUUUAGAAUGUACAGACCUCAUCAAAGGGAAUUCAUACGUGGAACAAAUACUAGUCACCACAACCUCCCUAACGGAGUGGCAAUGCUGGGUGUUCCAGGGUUCCGUGGAGUGGGUGUUGUUAUUGAUCAGCACAGAGAUAUGCGUUUGGACGUUGAUCGCAUGUCCUAUGAGGAGCUUCUUGCGUUGGGGGAGCGAAUUGGCAAUGUGAAUACUGGUUUAUCUGAGGAAUUCAUUGUUACCAAUAUGAAAACGAGAAUAUUUUUGUCUACCGAAACUCUUGAAAGUGUUGCAGCUCAAGAUCAGAAAACUGUCUGUGUCAUAUGCCAGACUGAUUACAAAGACCAUGAAAAGAUUGGCAUUCUUGACUGUGGGCACGAGUAUCAUGAAGAUUGUAUAAAGAAGUGGUUAGUUGUGAAGAAUAGCUGUGCUAUAUGCAAAUCUACAGCAUUGUCUACCGAGAAAAAGGACAAGGACGUUGUGAAUACAGGAGGCGAUUGAUAUUACUAUUUUGGUUCAGUAAAUAACUAAAAAGCGCGGGCAUUUUGUACUCUGUUUUAAAUAUUUAAUCUCCAAGAUGUGGAGUUGUUGCUGAAACUGUAACUUGUAUAUACUUUAUACAGCAGUCCACCUCUCGUAAAACAUUUACCUGUUGAACCUUAUCUAUGUGAGACUUAAAGUUGUACAGA
This is a messenger RNA of Solanum dulcamara, 2009 nucleotides long. Its product is annotated as probable E3 ubiquitin-protein ligase ZFP1. The record is from RefSeq and is a predicted model, not a curated record. The transcript has 7 exons. Gene Ontology annotation, molecular function: ubiquitin protein ligase activity. Lineage: Eukaryota; Viridiplantae; Streptophyta; Magnoliopsida; Solanales; Solanaceae. The coding region runs from base 199 to 1821 and encodes 540 amino acids.